AUGGAUCGGCAAGUGCCCGCGCUGCGCAGGCGGCAAGCCGUCGUGCAAGACCGAGAGCAACGAGAGAGAGGAGAACAGGAGCGUGCGCCACUGGAUCCCGAUGACCUGGCUCAGGCAGCUCGUGAUCCCGAGCAACGAGAAAGAGCAGAGCAAGAUGCAGCACCUGCACGUGUACCGGAAGGGUUGAAUGACAACUUUGUGGAUGCAAUUGUUGACAUUCUCAACAGCUUCCGAAGCAACAAUCCGGCUUACUGGGAUGCGUGCUGGGACUGGAUUCUCGACCAACUUCCCCAUUUUGCCGUUGUGCUGUGCUUUGUGCAAACGUAG
Molecule: messenger RNA, 327 nt
Organism: Salpingoeca rosetta
Lineage: Eukaryota; Choanoflagellata; Craspedida; Salpingoecidae
Exons: 2
Coding region: 1-327 (108 amino acids)
Source: RefSeq, a predicted model, not a curated record